Messenger RNA from Drosophila montana, 872 nucleotides. It is a transcript of the gene Arc2, whose product is annotated as Activity-regulated cytoskeleton associated protein 2. The record is from RefSeq and is a predicted model, not a curated record. The transcript has a single exon. NCBI's taxonomy places the organism in Eukaryota, Metazoa, Arthropoda, Insecta, Diptera, Drosophilidae. Bases 227 to 814 code for a protein of 195 amino acids.
CACACAUAAAUACAUUAAAAAGUAUUAAUAUCGAAUGCAACAAUUGCCGGUUUUUCGAGUUCGAAAGCUUUUUCCGCUCUGUGUGCUCAGAGAGUAAAUUGUUUUAAUUUCACAACGAAAAAAGCUUGAGACGGUCAUAUUUUUGCUUAGUUUAUUUGUUGGCAGCAGCGAAGCAGCUGCGUUUGUUUAUUUAUUCUUGUCGGAAUCAAAGCCUCGCUCGAGCAAAAUGACGCAGUUGUCGGACGAACAGUUUCGCAUACUCAUCGAAACCAUCAAAUCUUUGGCACCCCAGAAAGAUGAAACAGAGCCGUCCUCAAAAGGCAGCUUCAGCAAUUGUAUAGCCCGAUUUAGCGGGCAGCGGGACCACGAUGCCGUUGAGGUGUUCAUAACGUCAGUGGAAACGUACAAGGAGGUGGAGGGCAUUAGCGACAAGGACGCGCUGAAAGGUAUCACGCUGCUGUUCCAAGGUAUUGCCAUUAUGUGGUGGAAGGGCGUGCGGCGCAAUGUAAAGACCUGGCAAGAUGCAUUGCAGCUGCUGCGGGAUCACUUCUCGCCCACCAAGCCCGCCUAUCAAAUCUACAUGGAGAUCUUCGAAACGAAGCAGGCGACGGGGGAAGUGAUCGACGCCUUUAUUUGCAAGCAACGCGCUCUGCUCGCCAAGCUGCCGGACGGGCGGCACGAUGAGGAGACUGAGCUGGACUUCGUCUACGGCCUAAUGCUGCAAAAGUACAGAGAACACAUGCCACGACAUGAGAUAAAAACAUUUAGAGAGCUGCUCGAGCGUGGUCGCAACGUGGAGCGCAUGCGGCACUGAAAUUUAGCUUUAGGUAGUGGAUAUUUAUAGCUAAAUAAAAUAAUUGUAAGCAUUGCUA